AUCUCAUUCAAAAAGGCCUCACUGAAACAUCUCAAUUCCUUUCGAAAGUCAUCAAUUGAGGUGAUGAACAAUGCCUUCCUCCGACGAAGCAUCAGCUCACCAAAAUGAAUCCCCUCAAGCACCUCCGAAGCGAAAACUCCCAGCAUGGCUGGACCACUUCAACGCACACGACAUAAAGAUCUUUCUUCGGUGCUGGAUCGCAAUAUGGGUCAUGAUGCUCCUCAUUUUCAUCCACCCCAGUCUCGUUGAGAUAGGCCAAGCGACUUUUCUAGGCGCGAUUCUUCUCUUUGCAGUUCCGCCAGCUAGUAUUUUAUUCAUCUAUCUUCUCGCUGCCUUCUCGCUACUGCUGGGAAUGUGUCUUGCUUGGUGUUGGGGUCUUUUGACGAUGAAAGCUGCGCUUGCCGCGCGGUCUGAUGCUGAGACGCAGGCUAAGCUUCAGGCCCUGCAGCAGCAGGCUGGGGAGAUUGCGAACACGACGGGACAAGCGCCGGCGUGGGAGGCGCAGGUUUUGAUUCAUGAGGGUUUUAUGCUUGAUGCGAGAGUCACAGCUGUGUUUUUCAGCAUGGGAUGUUUGUUCAUUUACGUUAUGGCUCGACUCAGAUGCGCCAACCCAAAGCUUGUUCUGAUGCAGAUCUUUGGAACGAUUGUUAUGGACAUCUUUAUCCUUUUUGGUCCGACACUUCCAACAUUUCAAGGCGACCUUGCAGCUAUUAUUGUCAAGCCUGGAGCCAUUGGAAUUGGUCUAGGCCUAGCAUGUUGUCUGUUGCUCUUCCCCCAGUCCACAUCGUACAUGGUUCUCGGUCAGAUUGAGAAGUUGGUUCGCAUGUCCAACUCAGCUCUUUCCGCGACGAAAAGGCGUUUUGCAGAUGAGUCUAUUCCGCUUGCUGAGCUUCAAGGAAGCAGAGCUGGUUUGAUAGCUGUCUUUAAAGCUGGACAGCCGGCUCUCGCUUUCUUGCCUCUGGACUUUUCACGUGGAAGAUGGAGUGCAGACGACGUGAAGGGAUUACAUGCACGAGCACGGAAGGUCAUGUUCUCCAGUCUUUAUCUUCUCGAUUUCCAGAUUGCCCAGAUUCGUGGUAAGCAGAAAGAAGAGGAUCACAUUAGAGCUCAAGAAGAUGGACGAAUUGGCCCAGCGACAGAUAAGGAGAAAUAUGAGAUUGGUCAACAUCAUCGACACGAAAAUGCCACGAUUUUGAGCGCGUUCCAAAGACCCGAAGGAUCUGAGAUUCGUUCCAGGACGAGGAAUACCCUCCGAGAUACGACAUCAGAUCUGCUGCAGAUCGGACCGCAGGCUAUCAACCUUGCAGCGGAUUAUAUACAUGCCGUCAACUCUUGUCGAUGGAUGGGAAAACCGUCGCCCGUACAAUUUGAGGAGCUGAACCGAAACCUUCACGAUACUUUGGCGAGGUCACGCCAGGCGAGGGAAGCAUGCGUCAUCAACACGACCAAGGGAGUUCUCGAAGCUCACGCAGAACUGUUCGACGAGAAUGGCCAUCUGAAACCCAUGGAGGGAACUGAUCGACCCUUUUUACCCAGCAUGGUGAUUGCCAUGGUAAUCGAGGAACGAAUUCUGAACAUGGCCAUUGCAACGGAGAAGCUGUUGGAGUACAUCCUCAACCUCUCCGAAAAGCGAACAAGUCACCGUAUAUGGGUUCCUUCACGGCUGCAAUACGCUAUGUCCUGGAUAUUCCAUGGACAGAUGACCUUCCCAGGAUAUGAUAUCUCAACGGAGGAGGAUCCUGAUCAAAUGAUGGAUUCUGAGACCUUCGAUGAGCAAACUAAGGAAACGAAGCGAAGGCUGGAUAUUAGUCGAGGAUAUAAAGGCUCUUCUGCGCAGAGAAGUAAGAUCGGUCGUAUUUUUAUCGUGACAUAUAACUGGUUGGUCAAUCCUUCUGGGAUGUAUGCUUUGAGGAUGGUUGUCGUUACGAUCGCUCUGUCAAUACCGGCUGUGCUUGCCAGUACAGCUGGUUUCUUCUACAGAGAGAAGGGAAUCUGGGCUGUUAUCAGUGCUCAAACUGUCCUCCUUGUGUAUCUAGCCGACUUUACCUUUUCACUCAUCGCUCGAACCAUCGGAACUAUUGUUGGAGGCGUUAUAGGCAUGGUUGCUUGGUAUAUUGGCGCAGGAAGUGGUAUCGGCAACCCAUACGGCAUGGCAGCUUCAACAGGUGUUAUGAUCAUUCCUAUGCUCUGGUGGCGCCUUUACCUACCUCCUUCAUUCGCAUUUGCUACCAUCAUGGGCGGAGCUACCUUCUGUCUAGUUCUGGGUUUCAGUUGGGACCACGAUCAUAUCAUCCAGUAUGGUCUUCCCGGCAAAGGUUACGAAGCAUUUUGGAAGCGAGUCGUCACAGUCUUGAUCGGCUUCGUCGCUGCAUUUGUCGUGCAAUUAUUCCCAAGUCCACCAUCUGGAACAACGCACGUCUGCAAGAUCCUCGCAAACUCGGUGCGCAGUUUGUCAGAUCACUACGCUCUACUGAUCUCCCACUGGGGUCGGACAGACAGGAACCAUGCCUUGGGAGCAGUCGCAGAGCAUAUUUCCAUCGAAGUCGCGGAGAUCUUACUCGCUGUCAGUCCGUCCAUCGCUCUACUAAAAGGCGAAUUGAGCUUCGGACCGUUCGACCAAAAGGUUCUUUCACAGACGAAGGAACAGCUACAGUACAUGAACCAAGCACUAGGCGGCCUUCUGAACCUCGCAUCAACUCUACCAAAAGAGAUGCAAGACCGUCUCAUUCGCGUCGCAAACAUACUCGAUGAGCGAUCCAUCGGAGAUGUCAUGGCUGUCCUGGGUAUUAUUGAACAAUCUUUGCGAACAGGCUCACCUUUACCAGAACGAUUGCCUGCACCGCUUGUUCGACGCGCCAUUGAUUCGUUCUACACUUCGAAAAGUGAAGUUCUUUUGACGACUACGCUGGUUGCAGAUGAAGAUCAUAGACGGUACUGCGUUGCUGUAACGUUGUAUCUCAAAUUCCUGGGGAGUAUUGAUGAUUUGUUGAUUGUACUCAAGACAGCGCUGGGAGAGAGGCAUAUCAUUUAUCAGUGGGACGAUGUCAAGGAUAUUGCAUGAGUCGUUCAUCCUUCAGACCAGUAAUACUGUUCUGGGACCGAGCUCCAUACUGCAUAAAUCAGAUUGAACAAGGAUUAGUGCAGUCCGAAAUAUUGAUCAGUUAUGGUAUGAAUGGAAUGCAAUCGUGAUUUGGGCCUCAAGGUUGUCGUCCAAUUAUUAUCGAGCUGUACCGAGCUCCAGCUCCUUCAGGUUAAAAUCUCACACGCGAAGUGCUUUGGUGGCGCAUUAGGCUCCACAACGUGGUAAGACUAUUGAAGCGUUAAGCACUGGUCUAAAACAAGUAGAGAGACUAAACUCCGGUCAGCAAUUAUGCUGCGUUUGAGGUCACUCGACCUUGGCCGCCAGAAAUGGUAUCUUUACGCCAAGCUCAUGAUGGGAUGAACCGCACGACGACAGGCAACCGUGAG
Messenger RNA from Fusarium redolens, 3468 nucleotides. RefSeq lists its product as uncharacterized. Lineage: Eukaryota; Fungi; Ascomycota; Sordariomycetes; Hypocreales; Nectriaceae. The coding region runs from base 71 to 3061 and encodes 996 amino acids. The transcript has a single exon. The record is from RefSeq and is a predicted model, not a curated record.